AUGGCCUCGCCACGAUAUCUCGCGCCCGCUCUACGUUAUGGCGCAGUCGACCACUCGCCUCGCGUUCACGCGGCGCCCCUUUCACACGUCGUGGUGGCAGCGGCAGCGGGCUCGGCGGCGGCCUGCGCGCGAGCAUCCCCCGAGGGGUACGACUCGGGUCGCUCUUCGCGUUCAGCCUCAUCCUGCGCGCCUUCGCCCGAGGGCUCCGCCGCGUCUGGUGAGAGCACGCCUACAAGUGACGUCGAUCGACGCUCUUCGGCUUCUUCGACCUCCUCGUCCUCGUCGACCGCAUCGAAAUCGUCGUGGAACUCGGGCCGCUCGUCCGGUUCGCGUGGCUCCUUCGCCAGCAACCCGCUCGCGGCGCAGUUCUCGCGCGAGUCCCUGUCGGGCUAUUCGGGCCUCGACCUGACGCUUGACAUGGACGAAGAGGACGGGAGCAAGACGGAAAAGUCGCCGAUGAGUUCGCGGUCUCGCUACCUCCCACCGCGCUCGCUGGCCCACUCGGCGAAACCGUCCUGGCUCGAGAGGUUUCUCCGUCGCCUCAACUUGCACGCGGCGACCGCUGGGGGCUUGGGUAAAAUAAUCACCUUGCUUGUGUUCAUGUUCAUCGUCCUCAUCGUCCUAUGUACCAACUCGCUGGGCGCGAGCGAGCAACAGUACCACGCCCCUAAGCCCGUGCGACCUUCGUCUGUCGAGUCCCUUCCGCAGGGUCACUACCGACGCGCGCAGCUUGUAGGCCCCCACCCAACGAGCUCUUUUGACGACUCCGAACACAACCUCCACCCCGAGGAUGAGUUAAGUGCGGCUGCUCUGUCCUCCGGGUCCAAGGGUGUCUCGGCCAAGGGGCAACCGCAGUAUGGCGGCGACGUGCUCUACCUCAACACCAAGCCCAACCCGCCGCCCCACGAAGUCGAGACCAACUACCUGGCCAGCGACAAAGUUCCGCUCCGAUUCGCAAGUGACGCGGCCGACCACGAGACGCAGGAACACCUCUUGAACGUCAAGCUCGGACGACGCGGCGGUCAGAUCCCUCUCGGUGGCGGCCGAUAG
Molecule: messenger RNA, 1050 nt
Organism: Microbotryum saponariae
Lineage: Eukaryota; Fungi; Basidiomycota; Microbotryomycetes; Microbotryales; Microbotryaceae
Source: the annotation of a GenBank genome assembly